CGCCGGAAGUCUUAAUCCUCUCUAAAAAUAACCCGCAAUUCACCCUGCUGCUGCGAUUUUCAAAAAAUAAAUAUUAUCAUUUAAUUAUUGAACAAGUGAAGUUUGCAUUAUCUUCAUUCAAGGAUAUUUUGGCAAUGUGGAAGAACUGGAAUCCGUUUAGGAGAAAACACAAGGAAGAAGAUAAUCUUUUAAAUGGUGAUUAUGGUAAAGAAAAUACAAGGGAUGAAAUGUCAACAAUUCCAACUAAUACUCAAACUACCGAAUCCGCAAUUCAUGUUUCUGAUAAUGAAAUAGACCAUCAUCAAUUAAGAAAUAGGUCUACCCACUUUCAACAAAAUGAAUUUGUUUCACAUCAAAUUAAUGGAGUUAAUGGUCGAACAUCCGUUUCAUUUAACUCGCAAGACGAAAAUAAAUUACACCACUCCAACAAUCGGCACCCACAGUCUCCUUUGCGACUAAGCCUUAAAAGUCAAACUGUGGCUAGGUUGCAUGAUAAUUUGAAUAGAUCAUUACCUAUAUCAGAUGAUAGGCUUUUAUUUAAUAAAAAUGUUAAUAGAUCAAUUAGAGAGGAGCACACAAAUAAUUCAAAUAUUGAUCAAAUGGUGAAGAUUAAAGAAGAUAACAGGAGUUUCAGUGGAGUUCAUGGACCAUUGCUGUCAUCCCCAAUUGUUCCUAAAGUCAGAAGAGCCCUUGAGUCAAGUGUACAACUAAGAAGGUAAAUUUAAUUAUGAACUUUAUUAUUGACAUGAGGCUAAAUAAAAGAAUAUAUAAUAUAAAAUUAUAAGGUGCUAAAAGUACUUUUUAUUUAGGUGCAUAGAUUAUUUCUAAACAAAUUUUGUAGUUAUUUUUUUUCAAGUCAUGGAAAAAUGAUGGAUCACCAGUAAUAGUGGAAAUCGAUGAGUUGAAGUAUUCUCAAAAUUUCGUAUUAAAUAGGAGAGGCGAGUUGUGCACAUGGCUAAUAGCGUAUAAAUGUAUGACGUUGUUCAUCAAGAGAAUUUUGGGCUAAUGAUCAUUCGAGAUGCCACGACUUAUUUUCCAGGGAGUGACUUCCCUUUGUUUAUUUUUACUAAAUUAUUUUAGGGAUCGAUUUAGGGUUCAGGUGAGGCAUAGGGAUUGAUUAGGGUUCAGGUUAGGCAGAGGGAUCAAUUUUCAUUAAGGGUUCAGGUUAGGCAUAGGGAUAGAUGACUUCACGUGACGUGUCAAUCAAGAUGGGGGUCACUGAUAAAAUAGUAGCAUUUUCAGUGACCAUUUUCUGAAUUUUGUUGAAACUGUGGAUAGAGAGGUGCUCAUGGAAAACAUGUGGAUUUGAAAUAUUAUCAAACUUUGCUUUCAAUUUGAAACUGUCUAUGAUUCUGUUCCAUUCAUAUCUUCACAAAUUUACACUCCUUAACAAGUUUCACAACCAACACAUGUUUGUCACCUUUUUUAAAGAUCAUCACAGUCACAGAGACCUAUCCAAUUUGAAAACCUAAUGACUAAUGACAUGACUGCUGUGACAUAACAUUAUAAUAUAAUAACUUGUUUUAUUUGCGUUAAAAAUAAAUUAAUAAUUUACGCUCCUAAAAUGCUCUUAAACCAUACACCGCUUAUAGUCAUAGUAGACCCAAGUUCAGUAUAAGUAUAGGGAUGGUGCAUACCAUAGCCAGGACAGAAAUGAACAUUAUCUGAACAUUUUUAUUUAAAAUAUACAAUUUUCCACCAACCUCAGCAGUUGUAAUUAAUGCUUUUCAUCAGAUAUCACAAGCAUUGUAACAGACAUUUAUAAUACAACUAGGCCUAGAUAUUAUUAAUUUAAAAAUCGCUUAAACUAGGCCUUUAACUUAACUAUACCAAAGUCAACAUAUCUCUACAUAAAUUAAAUUUGAAAUAUUUCAGAAAUCAGUAAGUUAGGCAGUUAGGAACGAUAUAGGUAUUCUAACUUUGCUGAAGACUUGUAAAUUAUGUCUGAAAAAACAAAAUUGUAACUGGUUGAGUUGAAAAAUAUAGCGCCAGUAGCAAUGCUAACAAUUAGGCUAAAAACUAAAAAUGUAAUUCUAAGUGCAGGAUAGUGUUAAAAGUUGUUAUGGCUAGCUUAAGAUUUUCAAAUAAAAGAAGGCCUAAUAAAUUUUGUUUAGUAAGUAUGAGAACAUCUCUUGUCCCAUAAAUGUUAUUUCUUCUUGAUAUUCUGAAUUUUUUAGUCCAAGAACAACCGGAUUGCAAAAUGGGAAGCCUGUUGGUCGAUCAAUGAGUUUGAAUUAUGGAUCACAGAAUCCAGCAAAAUCAACAGCUGGUCAGAUUCCAUGGGUUCGUUUAAAAAGAAGAGAGUCCAUAGGAUUGACAGAAUUGGCUAGUGGAAAUAUUCCACAAAGUCCCAAUACAGUGAAAUUGGCAGCACCAGAACAUAGACACCUACCUGCAGCACCUAGGUGAAUAAUGAUAAAACUGUCUGAUUUAUUGUUGAAAUAGUCUGUUGGAAGUAAAUUCAUUAAUUCAUAAAAAAUGUUAACAUUGGGUAAAGGUUGUCACAAUUUUUUUACAUAAGAGUAUUUCUUAAUCUUAAAACAUUAAGAUAUAUUUGAAAUAAUGUUUAUUAUUGUUGUAUAAAGAAAAAAUAAACGCUAAUAAAAAGAAACUAAAAAUUUUUUUGUAUGUGUGUUUUCAGUUUUAAAAGUACCCCAUUGAUUGUUACAACAGAGGCUAGCAGAAAUUGUGUAGUUGAUACCCAGACUGUUGUAUCUGCACUACGAGAGAAAAGGUAAUAAGUAAAAAAAAAAUUCAAUGAUCAAUUUUACUUUUAUUAUUAGUUUAUCUCACCCUCUAGCAAAAUGUAAAGUACAAUUCUAAUAGAAGUAUUCAUGUAAAUAUUUAGAAAUCAUGAACUUCUUAUUGACGACAUGUGUUUCCAGCAUAAAUUAAAUAACCAACAAACUAUUAAAAACUUGUUUCAGAAAAAGAUUUGGCACAACCCAACAAGAAGGUUCUGUAUGUGAAGACACAUGGAAUAGCUCUGCAAAGAGACGGUAAUUGCACCUUGUCUCGUUCUGAUAAAAAAAAUGAAAUUUAUGCUAAUAAUGUUACCCAUUCAUUUUAAUCUGUAUUAUAUAUAUAGAUACGGUACAAAUAGUUCCUGCAAAAAUGAUUGAGGUUAUUGGUCUUUCUCCUAAAAAUAUUGUUUUAUCCAUAACCAGCAUCCUAUAUAGGAACAAAAAUCUCUAAAAUUUAAUCUAAAUAUCUUGUUUAUUUAUCAGACGCCAAGACAGCAGCCAAUCAAAUGCAUCAUCAGUGUCAAUGCCACCUAUGCCAGAUUCAUUGCCUAAUUUAAUGGGGACCCCAGGCACUUCCUUACUCCAUAUUGAAAAUCUGGCAGACCAGAGGCCUUCAACUGUGCCCGCAAUCGAUGCGUUCAUUAGUCAUCAUCAUCGUGUGAUGGGCUUAGGUGGAGAAAGAAGCCCCCAACAGCCUCAGCAGUUUUACCAUAAACAGCACCAGAAAAACAAUGAAAGUAGCAGUAAAUCUGUGCUGAGGUCUAUCCAGUCAUCUCUGAGCUCAAGUUUGAGGGCAAAAACCAAUCUUUCCAUGGUAAUUUUAGACUUGUGUUAAGUUUUCAAACCAAUUGAUGGGGUUCAAUGUUUUAAAAUGCUCUAAAAGGUGUAAUGAAUAUACAAGUGCUUCAAAUCUUGGUGUUGAGGCUAGCAAUAUUAUUUUUCUACCUUAAUAUUGACAUUGCAAUUGCAAGCUGUAAUAAAUAAAUUGUGCCAAGAAAAGUAUUAUUUAGACAAUUACUUAUUUGGAGGUAAUAUGUCCGCUUAAAGAUGAUCAAACUGCACUUAAAACAUUAAGUUAUUUUUAUUGGAACCUGGCAAUAUCCUAAUUAUCUGUCAUCUGCUUGCAGAUAACCAAUAUAUCUUAACCAUAAUUAUGUAUAUUUAAUCACUUUACAUAAAUUAGCUUUUUGUUCAUUACAGCUGCAACAAACAGGGAUAGAUGUAAAACGGUUGCGAGCGUUAUCACAAUCAAAAGAAGCUAAUCGUAAGAUGUCCGUCGAUUCAGACAUGUCUGCGCUAGGCACUGAUGAAAGGUAAGGACUGAAGCAUCAAAUUCAUCCCAUGUUGUUCAUUCUAGUUAUUACUAUUUACUUUAGAGGGGGUGUUACAGAUAGUAUCUCUUUAAAAUGUUGAAGAGGCCCUGAUUUCUUUUUAUCUAACAAUUUGUUCUAAGAGAAAUACUUGACAAUUGAGAUUUGAACAAUUAACUGUGCGUAUCUUGUGACACAGGUUACUAUCUAUUUUUAAAUAUUUGAAAUUAACUUCACUUUUUUUCCUGGCUGGCAAAAUCUUCGGCAUGGCUUAAUUGGCCCAUUUCCCAUUCCCAUAUCAAGCUGAAACUUAGCCAGGGUAAUAAGGGGAGAGACUGCAAUCAGGUUAGCACAAUUUAGAAUGAAUAAAAUAGAGUAGGGUUAAACCUGAAAAAAGAAACGCAACAUAACAACGAACGUGUCGGCAGAAAGCCUUCGCCAGCGAACAAAACAACAGAAAAAAACGGUAUAAAAAUAAAAAAUAUCACUUAGCUUGGACAUAGUAUCCGUGGGCAGCAAAAGAAAUGUGCUAAGUUUUAAAGUUAUUAAAAUGAAAAAAAACUUUGUUUUUAGGGGUUUUUUAAUUCCAGAUGAACUAGUUUCAUUUUUAAUGUGAAAAACCAAUGCUGAUACAAAUAUUAUUUUUGUUACUGGUAGUUAGAUUUUGUAUGCCUAUAUUAGUUCCCAUGAUCUUAAAGGCUUGUGGUAUCUUUCAAGUUAAAUAUGAUUCUCAUCUCGUAACAGUCUGGCUGAGCCCAAUUCCAAGAUAACAAGAGAGGAUACUCUUCCAGUGGUGACCACAGGAUUAUCAUCGCUUUCAACCCCAGCAGCAGCCUCCGUAACGACAAUCGCAGAUAUUGUAAUUUUUUAAUCUUAUUUUCAUAAUUGAUUUAAAAUAUAAAACUUAAACUGAACUAAUCGAUUUGGUGCUCCCAGCAAACACUCCUUUUUAUUUUCAAGAAGAAAGCACCUGAAGUCUCACCAUCUUUGUUUCAUGCAUCUGUAAGAAAGUUAAUAACUGGACAGCUUAGGUUGUCAUGUCUCUAAUGUUAAUAUAAAAUUAUUAUUAUUUUUUUUUUUUUUUAGCUCUUGACAUCAACACCUGUCAUGACACCAGUUAGCAGAAAAAUUGCUGAGGGUGUGGUAUUAAGAAAACACAGUCUCUCCACCAAUCCCAGCCCCAGUCCUGUCAGGCCACUAAAGGUGAAAAAACAUGCUAUCUAAUCUAAUAAAACCUAGUCUUAAGUCAUUUCUGUGCAUAUUGCUCUUGAUAUACGGAAAUGUUUUUUAUUUUUAUUACAUUGUGCAUAUUCAGUGCACAGAUAAAUAUUUUAAAACUAGAAUAAUUCCAACACAGGACAUGUAAAAGUAUUUCUCAAGCGCAAAAACCUGCCAUUUUUAGCCAUGGAACUUCUCUAUCUUGGUAACAAUAUUGAGUUUAAGAGUGAUCAUUUAAAUUUAUAAUAGCUAGGGAAAGACACUGGUAUAUUCUAAUAGUUUGCGGGGAAAAAAUUAAUGAAUUUUUAUAUCUUUUAGCCAGCCCAAACUUAGAGAGAAAGAAUUCAAGCUGUUGUUAGGUAUCUGUGAUGAAGAGGGUGGGAUAUAUCCUCCAAAAUUGGUUUAGAUUUACAAAUGCAUAUUGCUUCAAAUUGUUCUUCAAGCCAAUGUAGUUUUGUUUGAGUGCUAUUAAUUGCAUUGAGAGGUCGAUGUUAUGUUUCAAACAACCUUAAAAAUAUAUACUCUCUAAUUGUUUCAUGUGACACUUGGUUGGGUGUAGAAUUUAUUGACAUGAAAAUUUCAAAUCUCAUCAAGGCCUAAACAUUGACUAACCCAGGACUGUCCACUUUUAAAAGUAAAGGGUUGCAAUGCCAAUUUUGGAGGACCCUGCAAUCAGUAAUUUAAAAUAAUAAUAUUACUCUGCAAUAAACUAUCUUUCAUCAGACCUCUUGAACUUUUUUAUUUAUAUGUUACAUGAGACAUCUUCUAAAGAAUUUUUAUGGAAGUCCUUUAUUUUUAAAGAUAGCUCUGAGAUAGUUGGCUAUAAAUAAUGAACCAAAGUCUCGGAGAUUAAUAAGAAAUCUGCCUGAUUUCAGUCUUUGUUGACUAUGUGAGAUAAAAUUAUUAUGGCUUUUAGAUUGAUUUAUGUCUUGAUUGUUACUCAUUGUUCUUUCCAGGUUUCCUCCCAGGCUUUCUAUACAAAAAAUAUACUAGCCACAUUCCGUUGACUUGUUUGUAAAACCAUAUUAACCUUCCAAUCCUCCAACUUAGGCUGUUCACACAAAUAUGCUUGCCACCUUCCGUUGACUUGUUUUUUUAACCCAUAUUACCUUCCAAUUCUCCAACUUAGGCUGUUCACACAAAUAUACUAGCCACCUCUAGUGAUUUUGAAAGAGAUAGACAGAGAGAAUACAAACGAAGAGUUGUCGACUUGUUAAAUGGGGAUGAGAAUAGUGAAGGCGCAGGUAAGAUUUGAAAAUCUAUUUUGUUAUAAGAUUAAAAGCGGAAAAGCGUUCCCUUAAAUAAAUGUUUCUAAUUUCCCUGUCUGUAUUAUGAGAAUAACCACACAAAUAUUGAUUUAUGCUCCUUUUUAAGUUGUUUACUUGAUAUGGGGUUUCAUAAAUUAAAUGCCCUUACAAUUGAUAAUCCAUUAACUUGUAGAUAGAUAGCUGUUUAGUGUAUUAAUAAAUUAAGUUUUUAAUAUACUUUUCUAGUAACAAAAACCUCAUCUGAAUUCACAAUGAUAUCUGCCUCACCAUCGAGCACGCUCGUUGCUUCGUCAAGCCAGAGCAUGUUACCAGUGGCAACGUCAGCAGCGGUUAGUGCCAGUUUAGACAGCCUCAAACUUAUACAGUCAGCAGCAGCGCCAUCAAUGUCUACAACUGCUGUCUCAGCAUCUAAUGCUGUCAAUUCCUUGUCACAGCUUCUGAAACAAGAUGAAGGUAAACAUUGAAAUGGGGGAACAUGCCUGAAAUCUUGAAGAUAAAAUUUAUUUGAGCACUGUUUAAACAAAUCAUAAUACACACCUUCUCAUUCCUGAAAUCUAUACAAAUAGAGAAUGUAGACAAAAGACAAGCUGGGCGCUGUGAAUUUAAAAAAAAUUUUUUAAAAAUAAAUUUUGAGCUAUUGGUAUAUUUCUAUACCUUGCGCAAUGUUAACAAAAAAAAAUUUCUUUUCGUGAAACUUCAUUUGCCACCUUAUGAAGAACCAUACUAGUAGUGUUUACAGAUUAUAGAUGGUAUUGAGAACAAAUUCUUCAAAUCUGGAUGAAACACCAGAGAAAUGUAGUUUUCUGAACAAGACAAUAAUCACAUCAUGUCUUAACUGUUCUUAUAAUAAUUAUUAUUUGUUGGGGAAAGGGGGGGGGGGUGUUAUUAAAAUAGGAUGGAAUUUUUUAAAAUAAAAGGGUAUUUCUGAACAAGACAAUAAUCACAUCAUGUCUUAACUGUUCUUAUAAUAAUUAUUAUUUGUUGGGGAAAGGGGGGGGGGGGGUGUUAUUAAAAUAGGAUGGAAUUUUUUAAAAUAAAAAGGUAUUGUUCAGAUUUCCUCAUAAUCAAUUAAAGUCAUUAAAAUUUAAAUAUUUUGAGUUUAAACCUCUGCUAGUUGGCAUUAAAAAGACAUUUUAACCUUAAAGACUAAUUAUAUUACAUGUGGUCUACUGGUUCUGAAUUAACAGGACAUUUAUAUUUGUGGCUUGUGUGGAAAAAAUGAACUGUUUAAAUCUUUGAAACACAAAUGAACUAAAGAUGUGUGUAAAUGUCUCUCUUUCAGGUGUUGCUACCAGUGCAGCAGCUGUAACCAGCACAACCACGGGUGUAUCACUCCCAGGUAUUAACCUAUGAAUACAAAUAAUAUAUUUAUUUUGUUUGGCUUAAUUAUAUUUUUAUAUUCUAGCUUUCUGGAGAUUUGCAACCCAAUAUGUAGAGAUAUUUAAUUUUCACACAGUAUCGUGGUUUAAACCAUUUAUCAAUCUUUUGCUCCACAUAAAGUUAAAACAUUUUGUCUGGACUAAAUAAAAUGUAGCAUAAAUGACCUUUUCUCCAGCGCAACUUUUGUUGGGCAACUCUUCUGCUCCUUCUACCACUUCAUCUUCGACAAGUACAGCAUCCGGUGGAUUCAACUUUAGUGCAGGCGUACCGGCAGCAGCUGAAUCAAGUGGAUUUCAAAUAAAUUUUGGCAAUGUUGCUUCCAGUUCUGGAUCAACACCUUCAACUGAUACAACUGGGGUGAAGGACAAAAGUGGCUUCAGCUUAGAUUUGGCCAGCAGGACCACUUCAUCCUCUGCGGGGUCCAAUCCAAGUAUAUCUUCGGCUCACUCCUCAGGGGACGGCUUUGGGAGUGUAACUGCUCCAUCAGCUGCUACAACAAGAUCUAUUUUCGCACCCACCACUUCACUAAGCUCAGGGCCGAUGCCUGGGCUUAACCCAAAUCCAAGCACUCAGGCCAACCAAGGGUUCAACUUUACGAGUUCUUUGCCAAUCUCAAAAACUGAGUCAGCAUCCAGCACACCCUCCUUCAACAUAAGUAAGGAUGAAGCAGGUGUCAACAAAUCUUCUGGGUUUACUUUUGGAUCCGGGGCUGUUCAGUCGACAUCCUCUGCAACAUCACUCACUUCUGCAGGACUUCAGUCAGGGUUCAGUUUGUCUGGUGGAUUUUCUUUUGGGGGUGUAAACAAAACAACCCAAGCAGGCAAUGGCGGUUUCACUCUUGGGUCUGGUGAAACUCCCAGUUUUACCGUUAGCACUGCAUCAUUCCCAGGUCAACCGACACAGUCCAGUGGAGUAGUAAUAAAUAGAUUGACAGCUUUAGAUACAACAGCCGCACCAAGUGGACCUACUGCCCAGCCAUCACUUUCAUUUGCUGCCACAACACUCCCUGCAGCUUCCACUGCAGCAAGCCUGACAAUGUUCAACACUGGUGUCGGAUCAUUUGGUACUGGUCAACAGCCUUCCACCGGCAACGCUCCAUCGUUUUCAAUUUUAAAUUCCGGUUCAACAACCGACGCAACUCCUAAUAAAUUUGUAUCAACAACCACGGUUCCAUCUACAGGAACAUUCAACUUUGGACAAGCGUCAUCACAGGCUCCCAGCUCGACUACUUUCAGCUUUGGACAGACAACAGCCGCCGCAAACUCCACACCAUUUAAUUACGGACAAACAAGCACGGCUGCAAGCUCUGCACCAUUUAGCUUUGGACAGCCAAGCACCAACUCCGGACAAACUGCAUCAACAGCAGCGCCAUUUACAUUUGGACAAAGUGCAACAGCCAGUUCAAUGCCUUCUGGAUUCAGUCAAACGAGCACAGCUUCAUCUGCUAAUCCGACCCCAUUCAACUUUGGGCAAACUGCCGCUAGUACAAAUUCAACAUUUACUUUUGGAGCUCCUAAAACACAAGCUAUUGCUGGCAGUAUAUUUGGAUCAUCCUCGAAUGCUGGUGCAGUAACCACCAGUGCUAUGUUUGGCAGUACAACAACCGUCACCAUGGCGAGCUCUUCUAUAUUUGGCACAGGGGCUGCCCCAGUGUUCAAAACAUCAUCUACAUUUGGAAAUACUGCUACGGGAUUUGGCAGUAACAGUGCUCCGAGUUUCAACAGUCAAGGAGCAACAUCAGCUUUUGGCUUCUCAACACCCACGACAGCACCACCAGCGUUUGGUUCAGCCUCCAGCAAUCUUAACGGAUCAGGUUUUGGGGGCUCCGCUUCGCAAACCAACAAACCAUUUACUUUUGGUGCUAAUGUAGCACCAACAAACACAACCCAAUCAUCUAUAUUUGGAACUAAUAGCACCCAACCACCUCCAUUCAGUUCUAGUACCACUCAACCUUCCCCCUUUGGUACCACAACCAACAACCAGCCACCCUCGUUUGGUACCACCACCAACCAGCCACCUCCAUUUGGUUCAAUCACUACACAACCACCCCCAUUUGGAACAAGCACCAACCAGCCACCCCCAUUUGGUACAAACGCCAACCAACCACCCCCAUUUGGUACAAGCACCACCCAACCACCCCCAUUUGGUACAAGCACCACCCAACAACCCCCAUUUGGUUCCAGUACCACCCAACCACCCCCAUUUGGUACAAGCACUAACCAACCCUCUCCAUUUGGUACAAGCACCACCCAACCACCUCCGUUUGGUUCAGCCUCCAAUCAGCUGUCUGCAUUUGGAUCUAAUACUGUCUUUGGUGCACCAACCAUUCAAACCCCAUCCAUGUUUGGUUCUAAGUCCUCGUCUGUCUUUGGCGCAACCUCUGGCCCUGUAUUUGGAGCAUCUACCAAUGUCGCAACUACCACUGCUGCACCAACAUUUGGUUCGUUCACUGCUUCAGGUUUCGGAACCCCUUCAGUAUCCCAGCAGAAUCCUGCAUUUGGAGCCACUUCGCAGUCUUUCAAUCCAUCCGCAGUGGCCACAUUUGGCACACCUCAAAAAUCUCUAUUUGGAUCCACAAGCGCAUCGAGUUUCGGUACUCAGGUCAGCCAGAGUACAGCAAAUCCAACUCCCUUUGGUGGAGCAACUGCAUCUACAGCGGGAAGUGGUGGUUUUGGAGCUACUAACACUUCAUUAUUUGGAGCUGCGACAACGCAGUCUGCAUUCAACUUUUCUGGAGCGCAGACACAGCAGUCAAAUGCUUUUGGAUCACAACCAACAAACUCUAGUAAGAACUUUUUUUAUUUUGAAAUUAUUUGCAUCAUUUGUCUGUUUAAGAAAAAAGCUCAUGUCUACCAUUUAGUUUUUUGGUCAAGCAGUUGUGUCUAAGCAAAAUAAACAAAAUUUUGGUAAGAAUUAUAUUUUGAAAUUGCAGUAGAAAAGUGCAUUUGAUACCCUUAAAGUAAACAUUUACUUGACUUUGUAGUGUUCAUGAUGAAACUGAGGGUUACAUUAGUUAUAAAGAAGUUCAGGUCAUUACAAGAACUUCUAAGUAAUUUUGAUUUUCAGCAUAAAAGUUGAAAUCAUUGAAGAAGAGUUACAACAUAACAAAGUAGUGGUGGCAUAAUAUUCCUUGUUACACCAAAACUUAUAUAUGUGGUCAACAACAUCAUGGGAAGAAGUAUAGUUAACCGUUUUUAAUAUUUUAAAUAUAUUUUUAUUGAAAAUCUAUUCAAAUUUUUAAAGUAAAUUUCAAAGAAGGAAGUUAGCAUUGCGUAGGAUAGCAUAAGAAUUUUUUUCAGGAUUUAUGAUUGUAACAAUUGUCUGUGGUCCAUUAUUAUUGACAUAAAUGUAAAAAUCUACAAUUGUUAGCUUUGUAAAAGCAAUGAUUAAUUUUGUUACACAGCAUCAAGUGGGUUUAACUUCAACCAGCCAACAACCCAGCCAGCUUCAGGUGGUGUAUUUAAUUUCUCAGCACAAACUUCUGCUAGACCUUCCUUCGCGGCACCUUCCCCAGGGGGAUUUAACUUUGCUGCAACAACACCAAACCCAGGAGCAUUCAAUUUCAGUACGUUUCACUACUUUUACAUUCUACAUUCUGAAAACCUUUCAUGGGCUCAUCUGGAUAUCUUGCCUUGUUCAGAAAACUGUAUACAUAUUUUAUUUAUUUGUUUAUGAAGCUUGACUUGUUGGAGGUCAAAGCUCAUUAUCAAGCCAUAUUCACUUCAAUAUUUUUUUUUAAUCAGUUGGUCCAAGGGUGUGUACAAUUAUGUCAAGUUCAAACAAUGCCAUUGAUGAAUUCAGCCAUCGGUGCUCCAAGUAUUUCUUAUUUUAUUUUGAAACAUUUUACAUUAUUUGCAAAUUUUUGAAAGAAGUUUAUUGGACUUGAUGGAUAAGCUUUGCAGAGUAGUUCAAGACAUACAGUGGCAACAGAUUAUCAAUAUAUUUGUAAAUUAUCACCAUAUAUAAUUCACAGUACAAUUAUUACACAAUUGUACCGAUCACCAAAGAAAACCAUUGCUUGGACAUUUAUGUUUGUAUCACAAGCAUCUCUCUGUCAGUAGUGUCAGUGGUCAAGUAUAAUUGUGAAUUGACUGUUAGAUGAUUAGGUCUAGAAAUGAAUACCUGUAGCCAAAUUGUAAUGUAUCUUAAUUUUGUGCUUGUCAGUAGUGUCAGUGGUCAAGUAUAAUUGUGAAUUGACUGUUAGAUGAUUAGGUCUAGAAAUGAAUACCUGUAGCCAAAUUGUAAUGUAUCUUAAUGUUGUGCUAGUCAGUACAACAGAAAGCUAAGAAAUAUUUGCAAAUGUGAAAAUCCUGCAUAUAGGUCAAGCAUAACAAUGCAUCAUCUUUGCUUUUUCUCAACUUUCCUAAUUUUUUUUAUUUUAUACAUUUUUCAAAUGACUCUCCAUCAUUUUUUAUGAGGGUUACAUCUUGUUGUUGGAUUAUUAUUUGACUCCACCAAGAGAAUUAUUCUAUAUUUUUUAAAAUUUUAAAUUUAGAGGUAAUGUAGUGGAAUGAAUGUAAAAACCAAUGACACAAUGGAACAUUGGAACUGGUUAUUUGAUUCUAUGCUUUUUUGAGAAUGUGCAUCACAUAAAAAAAUUCAAAUUUAAAAGUGCUGAGAUAUGACCAGGAUCUGCAGUUUUACCAUUUUUCAAUCCUGAGACUAGUCUUAACUUUGCUUUAUGAUUGUUACUAUUUUUAUUUCACUUACAAAAUAAUGUGUGUACCCAAAGUCUUUAUAUAUAGAGAUAUAUAGAUAGAUAUUCAAGAUAGAUAUAUAUGAUUCAAAGUCUCUUGUAGAUCAUUUAGGCUUACAAUGAUUAAAAAAAAAUUUUUCAACUGCUGUAGAAACAAAUUACUAUUGGUUAGCUUGGUUAAAGCUAACUUUAAUGAAGUUAAAAUCUGGCAAUGACUUAAUUUGUUUUUGUUUUGUUUAAGGUGCUGCUCCAACUACACAAAAUAUGUUCACACCUCAAACUCCUGGCUCAGCUCCUCGGCCAAGAGCAGCAAUGAGGCGACCAGGACGAGCAAGUCGUGGACCAAAACGGUGAUAACUAUCUAAUGCAGCUUGUUUAAAUAUUAAAGCCAUUAUCAUUAGCUGGAGUCAAAAUUAAAGGUGUCUCUGGAAUUCUUAGAAGUAAAGCCCUUCAAAACCUUUUUAAAUGUUUAUCAUCAGAAAAAAGUUACCCACUUUGGGGUACAUUAUUAAAGUUGUGGGUUAUUAUGGAGGACUUUCAGUCGAUAUCAAUGAAAAUUUUUUGUAUUUAAGUAUUUACAAAUCUUUAUUAAUUUUAAUAUUUUGUAAGAUUUAUUUUGCUUGAGGGCAUUCUGAAUAUCUAACCAACUAAUAUUGAUAAAGAAAUGUAGUUAGAGGACAACCAUCCAUAUUUAUAAUGGUCAAUGGAUAGGUCCUUAAAUAGUAAAUAAAACGCUAACAUCCCAUGUACUUGACGAAGACAAGGGGCGCCAGACUAAUCUUUUUAAUGCUCAGCCUCAUGCGGCAUUGUCAUUGUGAGGCGGCUGUUUCGCACUGGGCACCACUUUUGCUUGUCAUGGCCCUGUCCCGAGCAGUCACUGCUCCCUCAGAGGGUCACCACAAAAUAUUACACAAUUUUCAUAAUUUUAAUUCCACUUUUAAUCCCAUGUGACAUUUAGUGUGCCCGAUGCAAACCAGUAAUUCACUUGAGAGUUUACUAUUUGCAGUUACUAGAUGGGGCUCAGUGACCUAUAUACAUGUUUUGUUUACCUUUUCCUAACCCUUUAAUUUAAAAAAAAUGUACUUGCUAUUUAUAAUGUAUUAGAAUUUUACUUGACACAGUGAAAAUCUCAGUUUGACAAAAGCACUGAGAAUCAAAAAAUUUCAGAAACCCGCUGGCAUAGCUGAACCAAAUACAUCAUACGCACAUGAAACAUGCAAAGAGGCCAUCCAUAAAUGACGUCACACUGUUUUGGUUGCUUUUAAUUCGCCCUUUGCGCCAUGCCCCCC
This is a messenger RNA of Lymnaea stagnalis (great pond snail), 13905 nucleotides long. The record is from the annotation of a GenBank genome assembly. NCBI's taxonomy places the organism in Eukaryota, Metazoa, Mollusca, Gastropoda, Lymnaeidae.